AUGAUCUUGGAGAUCGACAAGGAUACGCGAGACUUCUCGACCGUCUACAAAAUAGAUUACCGUGAGAAAAAGAUCAAAAGGCCAAGCCAGCCGUUGCUGCGUUAUCCAUUAUCCUUGAAUGUUUUGAAUGAACCAUACAAACAGUAUUUGAAUACGCGACGGGAAAAUGACUUACUACCUGAAAACGAACGAAGCGAAGACCCGGUAGACUAUUUGAAUAAGCUUGUGAAAUUACAGCUGCGCGACAAGUUUCCUCAUUUGAGUAACGCUUUACCUCGCGUCGUGCCGAAUGAAGAUUUGAUCGAACGCGAGAAGGACAAAUUAAGACGGAGCACGUACCAACUGGAUUACUGGAAAGAACCUGAUAAAUACCUGCGGUCGCGAUUACACCUCGACAAAGGCGAAGAGUUACCGAAGGACUGGGUCGUAGUUGAAACGGUUUACAAACGGGCAUACCGAGAUCCGCAGGUAAUCAUGACGAGGAACUUGAUGAGGCCGCUGAAGAUGUCCCGACCGCGUAACAAUCUGGCUCCUAAUCUCAAAGAACGGGAUAUUCUUCGUGUUACGUACGUAAGAAGAACUCAUCGAGACGGCCGCGUCGACUCUCCCGGAUCAACGUUUCGUUACUCGCAUAAUUUUGAGAGUUUGAGACAUCUUCCUCUUCUCCGCAGUACCGGGAAUUCCGAGUAUAUCGACACAAUCGGAAGUACAGGACGAAGAAUUGCGUUACGGAGCCUCUCGGAGACGAGAGAAUGCGUUGGAUUAACACCCAAAAAAAAGUAAU
Harpegnathos saltator (Jerdon's jumping ant) is the source of this 784-nucleotide messenger RNA. RefSeq lists its product as uncharacterized. Lineage: Eukaryota; Metazoa; Arthropoda; Insecta; Hymenoptera; Formicidae. Bases 1 to 783 code for a protein of 260 amino acids. The transcript has 3 exons. The record is from RefSeq and is a predicted model, not a curated record.